AUGGUGAAAUCAACAUGUCUUCUUUCCCUCAUUUUCUUCUUACUUGUAGCUCAUCAAAAUGGAAGUGUCAAUUCAUCAACAACCUUCUUUCAUGUAGGAGUUGUUAUUGACUUAACAUCAAAAAUUGGGGAGACUGCUGAGAUCUGCAUUUCUAUGGCUUUAUCUGAUUUUUAUAAUUUGCCUAUUCAUGCAAAUUAUACAACAAGACUUGAGCUUCACACCAUCGACUCCCAAAAUGAUGUUGUAGUUUCAGCAUCUUCAGCUUUAUACUUGAUGAAAGAUGUAGCAGUGCAAGCUAUCAUAGGGCCACAACAAUCAACUCAAGCUUCAUUUGUGAUUGAUCUUGGAGAAAAAGCUCUAGUGCCAAUUCUGUCUUUCUCUGCAACAAGUCCUUCUCUUUCUCCCCUUAAAAACCCUUAUGUUAUAAGGACAGCUAUUGAUGACUCAACUCAAGUUAAAGCCAUUGCUGCCAUUAUCCAAGCCUUUGAAUGGAAGGAAGUGGUUCUGAUCUAUGAAGAUACCGACUAUGGAAAUGGGGUUAUGCCCUAUUUCAUUGAUGCCUUCCAAGAUAUUGAUGUUCGUGUGCCAUAUUGGAGUACCAUUCCUUUGGAUGCAAAUGAUGAUCAAAUAUUAGAAGAACUUCAUAAAUUGACAACCAUGCAAACUAGGGUGUUCAUUGUCCACAUGUCUUCUUCUGUUGGAUCUCGGCUUUUCAUCAAUGCAAACAAUGCAGGAAUGAUGAGCCAAGGUUAUGCUUGGAUUGUCACUGAUGGUUUAUCAAGUUUAUUGGCUCCCAUGGAUUCCAAUGCUAUUGAAUCAAUGCAAGGUGUAUUGGGUAUAAGACCAUACAUACCAAAGUCAAAAGAGCUUGAAGGAUUUAAAGUUAGAUGGAAAAGAAGGUUCUACUCAUCAUCCAACACUGAGUCAUACAGUUAUGAAAUAUCUGAGCCAAGUCUCUAUGGGAUAUGGGCAUAUGAUACAGUUUGGGCAUUAGCUAUGGCAGUAGAACAAGUUGGAACCUUAUUGGAUCCUCAAUUCCUGAGUAGCAACACCAACAACAAUUUAACCGAUCUUUCAAGGCUUGGAUACUCAUCAAUUGGUCCCCAACUUCUCCAGACUAUCUUGGGCACUAGAUUUAAAGGCCUAAGUGGUGAUUUCCAUUUGGUUAAAGGACAGUUGAAAUCUUAUGCUUUCCAAAUAUUCAAUGUCAUUGGGGAAGGGGAGAGAGUGAUUGGAUAUUGGACCCCAACGAGAGGCAUUUCAAGACAGUUAGACACAACAAAGUUAAGAAAUUCAACUUCUAUGUGGAGUAACCUUAAAGCCAUUGUAUGGCCAGGAGACUCAACAACCAAGCCAAAGGGUUGGGCUAUACCAACAAAUGGUCAAAAGCGCUUAAAAGUUUUGGUGCCAAUUAAGUAUGCUUUUGAACAAUUUGUGAAAGUGGAACGAGACCCCAUCACUAAUAAGGUGUUAAUCACAGGGUUUUGUAUAGACGUAUUUAGUAAUGUAACAAGUCGGCUACCAUUUGGUCUCCCUUAUGAAUUUCAACCUUACUCACCCAGUGGAAACAUUUUCCGGCACUAUAAUGAACUUAUAGAUCUAGUUCACCUUAAGAAGUUCGAUGCAGCAGUGGGGGAUAUAACGAUUUUGGCAAAUCGAUCUAUUUUUUUAGAUUUCACUAUGCCUUAUACGGAAUCUGGGUUGCAAAUGGUGGUGGCAAUGAAAGAUAAUUUGGAUAAAGAGUUCUGGAUGUUUGUAAAGCCUUUAAGCCUAGAUCUUUGGUUGAUGACUAUGGCUGGUUUCAUCUACAUUGGGGUUGUGGUGUGGAUUCUUGAACGUCAUACAAAUAUCGAGCUUGGGGUCUCAAGUGGAGAACGUCUUCAGACAAGCCUAUGGUACUCCUUCUUAACACUUGUAUUUGCCCAACGAGAGAAGAUUGAGAGAAACUUAACAAGGAGUGUGAUGAUCACAUGGGUGUUCUUUGUGCUCAUCCUAACACAGAGUUACACAGCGAGUCUCUCAUCCAUGUUAACAGUUCGACAGUUGCAGCCAACAAUCACAGAUGUUAACGACAUAAUGAAAAAUGGAUAUUAUGUGGGACACCAACGAGAUUCAUUUGUGCGUGAUUUCCUGACAAACUAUUUGAACUUGGACAAGUCCAAGCUCAAGGGUUAUCACACUCCGGAGGAGUAUCAUGAUGCUUUAUCUGCUGGAACACAAAAUGGAGGAGUUGCUGCUAUUUUUAUUGAACGUCCUUACAUCCCUGUCUUCCUCAAUAUGUAUUGUAAUAAAUACACCACGGUUGGACGCAUCUACUCAUCUGAAGGUUUUGGCUUUGUGUUCCCCAAAGGUUCUCCUUUAGUCCCUUACAUGUCAAUGGGAAUCUUAAAUCUUACUGAUGAUGGUACAAUAGACAAAAUUAAACAAAGUUGGAUAGAAAAUCAAACAGAUUGCAGUGCUACUUCAAUGUCAAGUACUAACCAACUCACCAUGCGAAGCUUUGGAGGUCUCUUCCUCAUCAUAGGAGUCGUUUCAGUAGUUUCACUAUUAAUACACUUCUUCCGAUUUGAGAACUGCAGUUGGCAUAAACAUACCACAAGGAUGUCUCCAAAAUCACGUUGGCAAAAGGCUGGACAUAAGAUCAUUUGUAUUAGAAAUGCUCUCAAGAGGAUGCACAACCCUGUAACUGAAGUUGGAUCCAUGGAACUUCAUCGCAGGGGCGACGCCGAGCAUAGGGAAGAAGGCAUUGUUGAAGAAGGAUGUUGA
Molecule: messenger RNA, 2766 nt
Organism: Telopea speciosissima
Lineage: Eukaryota; Viridiplantae; Streptophyta; Magnoliopsida; Proteales; Proteaceae
Product: glutamate receptor 2.2-like
Exons: 5
Coding region: 1-2766 (921 amino acids)
Cellular component (GO): plasma membrane
Molecular function (GO): glutamate-gated receptor activity
Source: RefSeq, a predicted model, not a curated record